This is a messenger RNA of Hylaeus volcanicus, 2082 nucleotides long. RefSeq lists its product as uncharacterized. The coding region runs from base 1268 to 2071 and encodes 267 amino acids. The transcript is spliced from 2 exons. Lineage: Eukaryota; Metazoa; Arthropoda; Insecta; Hymenoptera; Colletidae. The record is from RefSeq and is a predicted model, not a curated record.
GCUCUCUUGUUUCCUUGUCGAUGAUUCUACACGCUUCUUUUUAAAAUUACUCAAUUUUUAAUGCUAUUUUCUCUACGAUCUCCAAUGACUUUCUAAUUUCAGAAAUGCACUAGUAUUCACUAUCCUCCAGCGUUAAAAAUAUAAACACGCAGAUGUCAUUAAAUUCUCUCUCGAUCAUAAAAAAAAAAAAAAGAAAAAUACUCUCUUCACCUAGAAUUCAAUAUCUCCUAAGAAUCAAAGGAUUCAAAACAGUUCUGUCAAAGAAUUUGUACAGGAGGACAACACCUAGUCGGGUGAGCGCGGAAGCCCAAUCAGAAUUUUAUAUCAACUCCAAACACUUUUUGUAAAGCAACGACGAGCACUCUCGCAAAAUCAGCCGAGAGUAAGCAACCUCGCCGCACGCGUAUACUAAUAAGUAAUGAAAGGUACUCAAGAGUGUCAACAUAUUUCGUUACGAACUCGCGUCCAAAAUCAAGAACGAAAAUUCGUGUUCCCACAAAUAAUGAACAUGCAUCCUAAAAACCACAGAAUCUACACGAAAGCCAAACAAUUCGAACAAGAAUCGACUCUGAAAGCCUCCAGGGACCUGUCAACGAGCCAGACCUAACAGCAAAGAACUCUUCCGUUCAUCCGACUUCUGGCAACGUCCUCGGCCGUCCAAAUACGCGUUACCGUUCCACUGGCCGGUCGCCGUACAACGAGAACGGUUACCCGUUCUCCGAAACUCCGCUCUCUUAAGAAGGCAUACGGCCACAAUGGCUCGGCGUUAGAACUGCCAAGUAAGAGCAGGGAGCCGUCGACGUACGCGGGGCAAGUUCCGUUUUCCCGUGGCCGUCCAUCCUCGCAUGCCAUCGUGUACGACGUACCUGACGCGCGCUGCCAAUCGCGUUCGCGUACAUACACGCUUCUACGCGCGUUCGACCGCGUGCACGCUACCACAGGGGCGGGUGAUGAGGCGGGAGGGGGGAGAGCACAAAGAGGGAAGGUGGAGAGCCGUCGGCGAGGUCUAUGUGCCAGUGAAAUUUGAAUAAUUUUCCUUCGAUCGUCGAUUCCCGGCAUGCGCGACCGAAUAACAUAGAUUCGCGGGGGGCAAAUUAAAUAAAAGGGACGGGCCACUCCUCCGUCAGUCGCAGUUCGAUCGUCGAUCGCUCGCUCCUCACACGCAACGAGCGGAAUCGAUCGGUUUUUACACGUCGUUUCGCGAUCUAUACGCAGUCGCGAGAGGUUCGAGGACGAGAAGGGCCUGUGCAAGGAUAACACGAAAAGGAUGCUCAAGACGGUGCCGAUCAUCAUCCUGCUGGUUGGGAGCAGCCUGGCCAGCCAGGACUUCCUCUCCAGGUCCCUCAACGAGUGCAUAGCCGCGGAAUCGUGGUCGUCGUGUCUGAAACACGAGGUGUUGGGAUACCUGGACGAGAAACUCGGGACCAACACCGAAGCCAGGUCUCUGGACACCGUAGACGAAGCCAUCGUGGCCAGGACCUUCAAGUACCUGAAGAGUUUCGACUACGGCGUUGAUCUGCCCUUCGUUGACGCUAGUUUGAAGUACAGACCCAGCAGGAGUCUCGCCGAUCUGGAUGUGGAGUUCAAAGGGAACGAGGUCGCCACUAGUCAGGCUCGAGGGAUAUUGAAGAAGAAGCUGUUGUUGCCGUUCCUGUUGCUGCUGAAGCUGAAGAUGAAGGCUCUGAUGCCCAUCUUGGUGGCUAUCGUUGGAUUGAAAGCUAUGAAAGCUUUGGUACUCUCGAAACUCGCGAUCCUCCUUGUCGUUGGCUUCAUCGCCGUGCAGUUCUUGAAGAAGGGUGGGAUGGCGAUGCCGAUGGGAAUGUCGAUGGAACCAGCUUCGCCAGCCUACGGAGCUCCUCUGCCCUCGACCACGUCGAGCUAUGACCCAUCGGCGUCGUGGGACGGAAAUGGCCCCUAUUCCCGCGUCUGGACGCCAACCAACGGCGUGGAAGCUCAGAACCUAGCCUACUCCUACUACUCGCCUAACAGCGGCUCCAGCUCGUACAGCUCGCCCUCGUCCUCCUCGUCUUCCUCGUCGUCAAUCAACUCGGCCAGCUCCUCGAACUACUAAACCCAACGCGG